Molecule: messenger RNA, 1136 nt
Organism: Melanotaenia boesemani (Boeseman's rainbowfish)
Lineage: Eukaryota; Metazoa; Chordata; Actinopteri; Atheriniformes; Melanotaeniidae
Gene: cldn15la
Product: claudin 15-like a
Exons: 5
Coding region: 138-797 (219 amino acids)
Biological process (GO): bicellular tight junction assembly; cell adhesion
Cellular component (GO): plasma membrane; bicellular tight junction
Molecular function (GO): structural molecule activity
Source: RefSeq, a predicted model, not a curated record
CUUCACCUCAGAAGACUUGGUUAUUCCUCCUUGUUUGACUUCCUGAGGGCUUCGCUGCUGCUUCCAGGCUACGUUCAGUGACUGGAUAUCCUCCUCAGAGGCUGUUUUUGAGGGUCGUUUUCUGGAACUUUGCAACCAUGUCGACGGCUGUGGAGGCGUCCGGGUUUGUCAUGUGUAUCAUCGGCUGGCUGGUCACCGGAGCGUCGCUUUCUAAUGACUACUGGAAGAUUUCCACCGUGUCCGGCAGCGUCAUCAUCUCUUACAGGCAGUUUGAGAACUUGUGGCACACCUGCGCCGAGAACAGCGCCGGCAUCGCCGAGUGUCGGGACUUUGAAUCUCUUCUCGCCCUCCCUGUUCACGUGCAGGUGUGUCGCGCUCUGAUGAUCAUCUCUCUGCUGCUCGGUCUGGCCUGCAUGUUCAUCUCUCUGCUCGGACUCAAGUGCAUCAAGAUCGGCUCCACCACCGACCAAUCCAAGGCCAAGAUCGCCGGAACGGGAGGAGUCCUGGGCCUCCUGGCAGGUUUGUGCUGCAUCAUCGCUUGUUCCUGGUACGGAUUUCAAGUAGUCCAGGACUUCAACAACCCUCUGUAUGGAGGAGUAAGGUUUGAGCUGGGCACCGGCCUCUACAUUGGCUGGGCUGGAGCCGCUCUGUCCAUCUUGGGGGGGGGGCUAAUCUGCACAGCCUUCAAAAGGGCGUCAUCUGGUGGCAAAAAAGGUGGUUACUAUGGAAACGCACCACAGAAGGUCUACACUGCUACAGCCAAGUCCGACCCAGAUUCAGGCCGAAAUUACGUCUAAACAACUACACAAGCGUUAAAAAAACACACACAAACAGAUACACAGCUUGUUGUUAUUGGGUUUUAAAAAAGAAAAACCGUCCUGUGAUUGGACGAGCUGAACGUCUCCCUCUGUCCUCAUCACAGACAAACACACUGUCUCAUAUAUUUUUCUACUAACACAGUAAACACAACCCUGAUGUGUGAUGAAGUUCAGCUGUUUUCUGACCAGUUUCUUACUUGUUUUGAAGUGUUUUUGAGCAGAAAUCUUUGCUGCUGAGUUCCUGAAUAGAAGCAGAUUUGUUGAUGAGUGAUGGUGAUUAUAAUGAACCUGGACUUUGUUUUUAACUGAAUAAAGUUU